Molecule: messenger RNA, 1971 nt
Organism: Dermacentor andersoni
Lineage: Eukaryota; Metazoa; Arthropoda; Arachnida; Ixodida; Ixodidae
Product: venom metalloproteinase antarease-like TtrivMP_A
Biological process (GO): membrane protein ectodomain proteolysis
Molecular function (GO): metalloendopeptidase activity
Source: RefSeq, a predicted model, not a curated record
CGAAACGACAUGACGAAAGCAGACACUCGCUCUAUGCGUCCCGACGUCAGCGUCGUGAUGUUGUUUUGCGUGAACUGAUCAGAGCGGUACAUUUAAAUAAGUGCCAUACUAUACCCACAUCAUCUCAUCGCCUUGGCGUCUUGGUGUGUGAUCAGCGUACCGCCUAGAGUGAACACCAUGAGGCACUCGACAGUACAAGUCGCUUUGCUCUUUCUGGUAUUGGCAAGUGCUGCAACAGGCGUUCAGGAGAAAAGGCUCGUCUACCCACGUCUGCUGGAAGAACGCGAGGUUGACGGCGCGAAGCUUGUUCGCGUACACGAAAACCUGGUCCUCAACUUGCGAAAGACGUCAGUCGCAGCGUCGACGCUUGCAGUUCAUGAACACGAAAACGGGAAACCCACUGUUCAUUUCUACAGAGGAGAUGACAUCGACGGAAACCUCUACGAGGAUGAAAGGCGGCUGGCCACGGUAAUGGUUACAGAGACCAACAACGGCCUUGAGCUGGAAGGUGUCGUAGGACCACGGCACAAGAUUUCGCCAGUGCCGGCGAUGGAAAGGUCCGAGGAUGGCAGUGUGGCUCACAUGAUCUACGAAAUCAAAGAGGAGCCAAAUGGCAUGUUCGACACUCUCAUUCCAGGAGGAACGGACAAAGCCCCGCAGCUCACCGAGAGGCAGUACAACUUUUACCAAACGGUUCCAACUGAGGUCACCGUAGAGCUGUUUGUCAUCUCCGAUAAGAUACAUCAGCGGCGCUUCGCUAAGACGCAACACCUGCUUGGGUACAUGUGCGUUAUGAUCAACAGCGCCAACUUACGCUUCAAGGACACGAGUGCUCCAAGGAUAAAACUGCUCCUGACGGGACUAGAGCGAGUUCUGAGCGCACGGGACGAGCCAUACUUUAAAGGCGACGACAAGUACAUGGACGACACAACAACGAUCACGCAACUCGUCAACUACGUCAAAGUGAAAAAGCAGCAAUUCGGAGAUCCCGACGUUGUCUACGUAGCCACGGGACGUGACAUGUAUGGUAUGGACAGUGGUGUGCCAGAUACUAGGCGUAAAGGACUGGCCUUCGUGGCUGGCGUGUGCACCAGUUCGCUUGUGGGCAUCGGUGAAGACAAUCCCGGCUCCUACGACGGAAUGCACGCUCUGACACAUGAAGUGGCACACUUGUUGGGAGCUGCGCACGAUGGGGACCCGCCCAUGACUAACAUCGUGCAGGGUCACCCAGGGGCCUCGGGGUGCCCGUUCAGCCAGGGGUACAUCAUGAGUUACCUCAACACUGGACCAAACUACCACCGUUUUUCCCCGUGCAGCGUCACUCAGAUGCGAUACGUCAUGAGAUUAAGAGGACCAUCCUGCUGGUGGCUUAAGUCCCAGGGGCACAAAUUGGAUGGCUACUAUCCCGGAAUGCUGGUUAAACCACAGGAUAUUUGCAAAUAUAAACUUGCUGGCCAAGCAAGCGUGACAGCAGACACGUCGCCUGCUGUCGUUAAGCGCUGCAAAGUGCGGUGCGUGUACUCGAAAGCUCAGCGCGACUUCUUCGGCAGAGUCUACGCGACCCGUGAGCAUUUGGAGUUCGAAGCACCAGACUACGCAAGUUGCGGGAACGGAACGGUUUGCAUCCGAGGAAUUUGUGGUAAAAAACAGAAGUAAACGAUGUGAAGUGAAAAAUGAAGUCUGUUACAUUCACGGUGCUUACUGCAAGUCACAGCAGCGCAUACAAAUGAUCCUACGGGCACCUUAUGAACAAUAUUAUAUCUUCUACAAAAGAUAAACUAUAACAUGAACUGCCACAAGUGCCCGAGCUGUGAUCUUGUUGACGUUUUCGCUUCUAUUGUUUAUACUAGUGCUUGACAGAAUAAACCAUUAUUUUCGCUGCAAUAAAAGUGUCAAAGCAGAUUUGUGACCAUGAUGAACAGAAGGCUGAAAAAUGUUUAGUCAGUAUCCAGAACUACACUCGCACGCGGU